AUUAUAAAUAUAACUUUUGUUCAUUACCAUUCCUAUUUAUUCUUAUUUAUUAAUUAUUAUUUAUAAGUCUCAAUUGGAACUCAUGAAUAGAGGAGGCCCUUGAGAUGGGUCUCAUGGACAAAAAUCAGUAGAGUAAAUUCGAUAAGAAUAUUUCGCGAAUGCGGAUUUUAAAGUAGAAUCAUUUUUGAGAAUAGUUCAUGCAUAAAAAAAUUUCCUAUUGUGCUUGUAGUUCAUGUUUUAUCCAUAGCUAUCGCUGAAGUCGUUGAAUAUGCUACGAGCAAAAAGUGUAUAAUAGCCUUAAAUGAUAUACAAAUAAAAGUGAAUUUAUGUUCUUAUAAACGAAAUCAAAUAAUUUGUUUUUUUUUGUCUAAUUCGCACUUCUAAUAUUGAAAACUUUAAUAACAUUAAAGCGCAUUAUUUAGAUUAUGCAGGAAUUUCCUUACAUAUUGUCGGAAUGCGAAGAAAUAAAUCAAGUGUUACACAAGCCUAUAAACUCGACACAAAGAAUUAAGUAUACAUGCCUUAAUGUUUCACAAAAUUACAUUAUACUUGGAUCAACUAGUGGAAGUAUCUACCUCUUCAACAGAGAACCAUGUACUUUUCGACAAUUAAUACCAUUAUCGGAAGGCAUAGUCUCAAAUGUUUCAAUAUCACCUGAUGAAAAAAUCAUAGCAUUAGCUACAACGCGUGGAAUAAUAUGUGUUGUUACUUUAAAACCAACUAUAAAAUUAAUUGCUACAUCGAAUGAACAUGCUUAUGAAAAAAUUAUGUGCCUCUGUUGGAAUGAUAAUAGUUCUGAAAUAUAUAUUGGUGAUGGCACUGGCAAAGUUUCUGCAAUUGUAUUAACCGUUUUUACAAUGAAUGGAAUGUUUCAAUCACCAUCCUGUACAUUAAUGAAUUUAGAUUCGAGUAUUGUACAAUUAAAUUUUUCAUCACCUUUUUUAUUGAUAUCAACUUUAACACGCUGUUAUAUAUGUGAUACAGUUCAUGAACAAUAUAAACAAAUAGGUAACAAAGCAAGAAAUGGAGAAUUUGGUGCAUGUUUUUAUAAAAUACAAAUCGAUGAAAAUGUUAAAACUUCGACUGCUGUUAAAAAGGGGCAAGAUAUUGUUAAAAAGAAAAGUUCAUUUAGUUUUAUUUCAGAAAGUAAUAGUAAUAUAUCAGAGUCUAUUUCACCAAAAAUUUUUUGUGCCCGACCUGGUUCAAGAUUUUGGGAAGUAUCUGCGAGUGGUGUAGUUUUAAAAACUCAUCAAUUUAAAGAAUUAUUAGCGAUACCACCUAUGAAAAUACAUAAAGUAACUAAGCAAGCAUUAGAACAAAGAAAAUAUAUUAAUCAUUCAUGGACUUCACAAUCGAUCAAUUUUCCUCAAUUAUUUGUAAUUGCUUCCAAGUAUUUAUUUUCUUACACAUCUAAUGGCUUAUAUAUUCUUGAUCUUGUGAAUCCAAAUGUAAUACUAUGGAGUAAUGAGUUUACAAACAUUACAAUGGUAGAUGUCAUAGAAAAUAAAAUAUAUUUAAUGAUCUCUGAUAAUGAGUUCCAUUGUUUAACACUUUAUACGCUUGAUGCAUUAAUAUUGCACUUGUAUUAUACUAAACAGUAUUACAAUUGCUUAGAAACUUGUAUUACAUACAAAUCGCAGCUAUCGAAAUUAAUUAAUGAUAAAUAUAUCAAUGACAUCUACGGUAUUGAAACUAAUCAACGAAAAUUGGAGAACGAUGAGAUAUCAGUAUUACUGCAACCAUUAAUUUCUAUACUGAAAUCAAAUUUAAAUUCUAGUCCUAUCAAAUUAGAUUCGGGUAUUGUUGUAGUUAAUUCAGGAAACUUGAAACAAAAAUUUAACGAAGAUCAACAAAAUAAAUUGACACAACAAAUUUGUUCAUCUUCCGAAUCUAUUCAAAUAUCCUCUAUACAAAAUACACCUUCGGAUAUUAAAAAUAUAUUAGAAUUAAACAGUAAUCUAUCAUCUACAUUAGAUGAAAAUUUAAUAAAAAAGAUACAAAUUGAUUUAGAACCUAUAUGUACAUUAUCUAGCAGCAUGAAAAUCUCAAUGACUGAAAAAGAGAUGGAAAUGUUUAUUCUUGAUAUACGUAAAAAAAUGGACAAUAUCGAAUGUUUAUACAAAACUUUACCUCAGUUUAAAGAUUUGGCAUGUGAUAUAAUACAUAUUGCCAAAAUUAAUUUUACCAAAACAUUUUUGACAAAUGUAUCGAUAGAAUUAUUACGUUCUACAAUGAAUAUGAUUAUUACAGAUCAUUUUAUAGGUGCUUUCAUUCUUAUAAAUACAUCUAAUUAUAAGGAAUGUACCUGUGGUUUUCCAUUUCCAAUAGAUCAAAUAAAAGAGCCAAGCUUUUUAGAAAUUGGCAAAACUCUUUUACAAAAACUUGUAAAUAGAAGUACAGAAAGAUGUAUACAUUUAUGUAAUAGAGUACCUUAUAUGUGGAGAGAAUAUACGACUUUGUAUAUAAAAGAACAAUACGCUAUAGAAGACAUAUUACGACAAUGCCUUUUAACUCAAGAUAGUGUUACAUUGUCAAUUAUUUUACCAAUAUUAGAUGUGAAUCAGUGGAAAUUGAUUACAAUGUAUUUAAAAAAAAUGAAUGAUAAAAAGUGUCUCUCUUGUGAAAAAUUAAUAACAUUAGAAACAAAUAUUUCUUCAAUAAAUUGGAACAGAGUAAUAUUUGAAGUUAUGAAAAGGGAUGGCCCAGAUAUAGCUAUGGUAUUUUUUAAAAAAUUGGAAAUGUUACUUCCUCUCGAAUCAUUUGAUAAAAGUAUAUUUCAGUCGUUUAUAUUUUCGAAAAUUUUACAUCAUCAUGGCAUGCAAUUGGCAGUAGAUUUUAAAUCCAAUUCCAAUAUAUAUGGAUAUAAUACAAUGUGUUCCACAAAGAUUCGAGAUCAAUUAAUAAAGGUAUUAAAAAGAGAUAUAGCUCGAUUUGAUAACAAAAAUAUAUUAAGCACUGGUGCUCAUCAUUGGGGAAUGCAAUAUAAAUCUAAAAAUAAGUCAUCGACAUGUCCAUGUUGUACUCUUUCUCUCCAAACAUCAGUUCUCUUAGAUAAUAAUGGUAUAGCAAUUUUCCCCUGUGGUCAUACAUAUCAUGUAAAUUGUAUGAUAGAAAAAAAACUCACUAAAUGUAAUCUUCAUUGAUGAAGUAUAUAUAUAGACAUAUAUAUAUAUAUAUAUACUUAUAUAUAUAUAUAAUAAAAUAAAAGAAAUAUAUAUAUAAAAUAUUGGAAAAAACUUUUUGUACAUUCUAUCAAAUAUUAUAGUGCUGAAAUAAUUAAUGAUAAUAGCACGUGCGUUAUGGUAGUAGAUCAUACAAAAUGUAUAUAUUCUUUGUACUUAAAAGAUCGUCUAAAAAGACUGUAUAUCAUAAUAUAUUUAUUAUAAUUUAAUAUAAUCAUUUUUUUGUUUGUAUUAUGUUUCUUUUUCUGAAAAAUCUAUCUUACACAUUUACAUAAUACCUGACAUUUCAUAUAACGAAAACCCUUUUCACAAUUUUAAUAUUUUCUAUAUAAUAAUAAAUAUCAUAUAUAUUUCAUAAUUAUCACAGAUACAUCAGUCUUUCUUUUUUCUAAGUUUGCUUACAGUGCAGGAUUUGAGAAUCACAUAUUUUAUUCUAAGAGAGAUAAAUAACAUUAAUUCUUUUAAACUUACCUUACUCAAUGCUAUUGUCUCUUAUAUGAUAUUUAGAAAGAAAAAUAUUAGAAUAAAAGCAAAAUCCUGUAAAUUACUUCAUAUAGCAUUUCCUUAAUUUAAUUUUCAACUUGAAUAAAUCUAAUAAAAAUAUUUAAAUUUGUUUUUCUCAAAUUCACUUCAUUCAGUAUAGCACUGUCAUCUAUAAUAUGAUCCCUUUUUAUACAUCUACUUUGAAUAUUACUAUAUUAGAUAAUUAUCUAAACAUGUUUCAAUUAUUAGCAUAAUUGCCAGAACGGAAUCUGCAUAUACGGUAAUGCAUUAUACAAAAUAAAUAAAAUAAAAAAAUUUGUUAUAUAAAGAAUAAAAAUAUUAACAUUUUUUAUAUAUAGCUGCACUUAUUUAUAAUUGCAGCAAUUAGAUUUUUUUAUGUAAGUAAAACUGCCUUUAUAGGUGAAACUUCUUAAGAUUAAUUAAUAUAUAAAAUAUACCAGAUUAUUUUUUACGUAAAACUUUAACAUUAGAAUAUUAAUGUUUAAUACUGUCAUUCUAUAAGAUCAAAUUUGACUAGAAAAUUAAAUUUGUAGUUUACUUUUUUGAGACUUAAUACUAUAACACACUAGACACUUACAUGAUAAAAAAAUAUUCACAAUGAGAACGAUAUUUUAGAUCCCAUUCCUUUUUGCAUUAUAAUAUGACAAAAUAAAACAUUGCUUAUUCAUUUUAUAUGCAAAAAAAAAAUAUGUUUGCCAUUGAAAUGGGAAGAUUUAAAUUACCGUUAUAUAGAGUAUGAUAAUAUCAUGCAUAAUUUGUGCGUAUUAUUCUGUGUAUCGUUAUUUUCCUUCAAAUAAUAUAAAUUAUAAUAUCGUCGUUCUUUAUUGUGGUCUGUCUUAUGAUAAUAAAUAUAAUUAAUUAAAAAUUUUUUAUGUGUAACUUCGGUAAAAUAAAACAAAUAUAGAGCGAUUAACAAAUGGCAGACCACAAACAAAAACUAUAUCAUUAUUAUAUAUCGAUAAAUUUAUGAUAUAUAUAUAUAUAUUAUAUAUAUAUACAUUUACACGAAGAGCGAUUAUGAUACUUAAAUUUACAAUAUAAAAAUGUAAUAUACUCUAACUCUUUUUAUCACUACGUCAUUCUUAAAUGCAUUAAAAACUAUGAGCUGCUUUUGAUAUGUAACUUACCCUUAACUCCACAUACAAUCGUCCAGUGAAACUACACUGGAAAAUUAUUAAAUUUAUCUAAUGAGAAAUGUGCAUGUAUAUAUAUACAAAAAAAAUUAAAGAUUCUUUAAAAAGAAUCGAAAAAAUGCGACAUUGUAUGAUGGCAUAAUGAUUGCAGCUGAGAAAAGUUGUGUAGUUACAUCUUAAUAAUAGCAUAAUAUGCACAUAUUAAAUAAAAGGUAUACAUAUAGAGAAACAGAUAUAGAGACGUGAAGAAUGAAUAUGAUUUGAAUAAAGAAUUACUACUUUGAAAAAAAAAAAAAAAAAUGCGCAUAAUAUGCAAUUUUCUGUGUACGUGAAUUCAUUGUUUUGUUGGCGAUAAUAUAAUAUUCCUUCAAAGUAAUAUUAUACAAUUCUAUUCAUACAUUAGUCUGGACUAAGUUAUCACACGUGCAUUACUAUGGCCCAACAUAUGUGUUUAUGUAAUUAAUAACUUUUAAAGACGUUUUCAUAUAGAAAAAAUUUUUUCAAACUUUUACUACUUUUAUAUAUUGCAAGCGCACAUAUUAAUAUAUACUUAUAAAUAUAAUUGUAAUAAAUAUAUAUCUCUCAUACAAUUCAUAGAAUGAGACAUACAAUUGAAUAAUUGCAUUAAUAAUUAAAUAGAAUACAUGUACUUAUAGUCAUCGUAAUGAUUUUACCAUGCACUAAAUAUUUUUAUUCUAUUUAUGCAAGAUAAAAAAAUAUAAACCUAUUGAGAAAUAUUGAGAACACUUAGAUACAUCUUCUAGAUAUAUUACAUGACAAAUAGUACUAGGUAAAAUCAGAAAUAUAAACAAAUUUGUGCACCACAAUAUUAUAUACUUAUUGAUCGUACUUCAUAGAAGUUAAUUGAAAGCUUGCAAUAUUUAUAAUGUUUGUAUAUAUGCAGAAAUCAUAAAUACAUAACACAUAUGAGUCUUCUAAUACAAUCAGUAUUUAAACCAAACGUUAAAAAAUGUGAUAUUUUAUAUAACAUUUUUAGAGAAAAAAAAAUGAAAAUUAUAAGUUUAUCAUAUUAUCGUUCUUAAUAAAAAUAUUAAUAUCAAUUUAAUUGAAGUGAUAUUACAUUCUUGCUUUGAUUUUAGAAAUUGCAAGAUUUGAAAAGUUAAAUGUGUCUGCAUUAUCAUAUAAUACUACAUUUUAAAUUUUGCCCCAACCAUAUUGUGUAUUAUUAUUAACAUAUAUAAUUUCUUGGAAAAAUAAAAUUAUCCAAAAUGUGUUACAUAUCUAAGCAAUAUGUUGUAUAAAAUUAAGCAUCUC
Vespa velutina is the source of this 6094-nucleotide messenger RNA. RefSeq names its product Hermansky-Pudlak syndrome 5 protein homolog (gene pink). The transcript has 6 exons. Gene Ontology annotation, biological process: developmental pigmentation. Gene Ontology annotation, molecular function: protein binding. NCBI's taxonomy places the organism in Eukaryota, Metazoa, Arthropoda, Insecta, Hymenoptera, Vespidae. The record is from RefSeq and is a predicted model, not a curated record. The coding region runs from base 426 to 3143 and encodes 905 amino acids. Gene Ontology annotation, cellular component: cytoplasm.